GCACCACCCCCACAAGGACACCGAGGCGGGGAAGGAGGAGAGACAGAGGGAGGGAGAUAGCCAGAUAUAGAGGAGACAUAGCCGGGGAGACGGAACCUCGACCACCAUGUCGCGACGACGGGUAGUUGUGAAGCAGCAGAAGCCUCAGGGAGGCGGUAUGCAGGCUGCUAUGAAAGAGAUGGCUAAUUUCGAGGAUGGCAUGCCCACACCGUACAUCCCUCCGGACAAGAACAGCCUUUACGUCAGGCCCGCAGAGGCGCUUCGAAGGAUGGACGUGUCCAAGCUGAUCGUGAUCUGGCCCAACAACGUCGACUCGACGAGGACGAUCAAGAGGGGGAGAAGAAUACCCAAGGCUAGCGGAUGUCCGUCACCCACAGUGGAGGACAUGUCCCAGGUGCUAGAGUUCUUGCAGCUCUGGCACGCCGUCGAACCGUACAAGGCCUACCCCAGGGAACCGUGGGUCUUGGGGCGAGUGAGGGUUAGGCUUGCGGACGAGGACGGGGUUCCGUGGAAUCCGGAGGUGCCCGACCGACCAUCGUUGAUGAAGAAAAUGGGGGAGCUGAUGCCCAACCUCAAGAGCCGGAUCGACCGCAUCUCCAAGGCCAAGAAGGACGCGGAGGCGUUGGCGAGGGCGGAGAAGGAAAAGGCCGCCGCCGCAGUGGCCGCCGCGUCCCAGUCGAACAUGAAGAAGAAGGGGAAGAAGAAGGGAAAGCGAUAACGUUUGCCCACAGUAGUGGAGGGUUCUCUUCCUUUGGUGUCGGCAGGCGGAGGAGCAGGGCUAGGGUUCUGGUACUUCAAAGUACUGCCGCAGUACUGUAACAAGAAAAAAUUGUCCUUGCCAUUUUCGUCGAUGGCACUUUUGUCUUAUAGGGAAGCUUUGCAUAGAUAGCUAGUUGGAGAUCUUGUCUGGCACAUAAAUGUGGCGAUUUAGUCCCGACACCAAGGGACCCGGCCUCUUCUUGCCACUUGUUGGCAACGGCUGGGUUGUUGUCAAGCCUUGCCGCAACACGCGGGCCGACGAAAGAGUUGUUGUCUGCUCCGUGGGUGUGUGAUCG
This is a messenger RNA of Ectocarpus siliculosus, 1055 nucleotides long. Lineage: Eukaryota; Phaeophyceae; Ectocarpales; Ectocarpaceae. The record is from the annotation of a GenBank genome assembly.